This is a messenger RNA of Pipistrellus nathusii (Nathusius's pipistrelle), 1923 nucleotides long. Lineage: Eukaryota; Metazoa; Chordata; Mammalia; Chiroptera; Vespertilionidae. The record is from the annotation of a GenBank genome assembly.
AUGGCGGCAGGGGGGGCGGCGGGCCUGCGGGAAGAGCAGCGCUAUGGACUGUCGUGCGGACGGCUGGGGCAGGACAACAUCACCGUGCUGCAUGUGAAGCUCACCGAGACGGCGAUCCGGGCGCUCGAGACCUACCAGAGCCACAAGAACUUAAUUCCUUUUCGACCUUCAAUUCAGUUCCAAGGGCUCCAAGGGCUUGUCAAAAUUCCCAGAAAUGAUCCCAUCAAUGAAGUGCAUACAUUUAACUUCUAUUUGUCAAAUGUGGGUAAAGACAACCCUCAGGGCAGCUUUGACUGCAUUCAGCAGAGAUUCUCUAGCUCUGGAGCCUCCCAGCUCAAUUGCCUGGGAUUUAUACAAGAUAAAAUUACAGUGUGUGCAACAAAUGACUCGUAUCAGAUGACACGAGAAAAAAUGACCCAAGCCGAGGAGGAAUCCCGCAACCGAAGCACAAAAGUUAUUAAACCUGGUGGACCAUAUGUAGGGAAAAGAGUGCAGAUUCGGAAAGUACCUCAAGCUCUAUCAGAUGCAGUGCCUGAGAGGAAACGGUCAACCCCCAUGAACCCUGCAAAUACGAUUCGAAAGACACAAGGCAGCAGCAGUGUUUCUCAGCGGCCAUAUAGGGACAGAGUGAUUCACUUACUGGCACUGAAGGCCUACAAGAAACCUGAGCUGCUGGCUCGACUGCAGAAAGAUGGUGUCAAUCAAAAAGACAAGAACUCUCUUGGAGCAAUUCUGCAACAGGUAGCUAAUCUGAAUCCUAAGGACCUCUCGUAUACCUUAAAGGAUUAUGUUUUCAAAGAGCUUCAGAGAGAUUGGCCUGGAUACAAUGAAACUGACAGACGUUCAUUAGACUUUGUGCUCUCAAAGAAAUUAAAUACAUCUCAGAAUGCUGCCAGCACCAGGCGUUCAGAAUCUCCUGUAUGUUCCAGUAGAGACACUGCGUCUUCUCCUCAGAAACGGCUUUUGGAGUCAGAUUUCAUUGAUCCUUUAAUGAAUAAAAAAGCUCGAAUAUCUCACCUAACAAAUAGAGUGCCACCAACAUUAAAUGGUCAUUUGAAUUCCACCAGUGAAAAAUCUGCAGGCCUCCUGCCACCCCCUGCAGCUGCUGCCAUCCCCACCGCUCCACCACUGCCUUCAAACCACCUGCCCGCCUCCAACCCUCCUCAGACUGUAGAUUCUAACUCCAACUCCCCUAGCACUCCAGAAGGCCGGGGGACUCAAGAUCUACCUGUUGACAGUUUUAGUCAAAACAGUAGUAACUGUGAGGACCAGCAAGACAAAUAUACCUCUAGGACUUCUCUGGAAACUUUACCCUCUGAUUCAGUUCUACUAAAGUGUCCAAAGCCUAUGGAAGAAAACCAUUCAAUGUCUCACAAAAAGUCCAAAAAGAAGUCUAAAAAACACAAGGAAAAGGACCAAAUAAAGACACACGACAUUGAGAUGAGUGAGGAAAAGGAAGAGGACCUUAAAGGAGAUGAGGAAAUUGCCAAGCUGAACAACUCCAGUCCAGAUUCCAAUGAAGGAGUUAAAGAGGGUUGCACUGCCUCCAUGGAGCCUUCUUCAACAAUUGAACUCCCAGAUUAUUUGAUAAAAUAUAUUGCUAUCGUCUCCUAUGAACAACGCCAGAAUUACAAGGCUGACUUCAAUGCGGAGUAUGAUGAAUAUAGGGCCUUACAUGCCAGAAUGGAGACCGUAGCUAGAAGAUUUAUCAAACUGGAUGCACAACGAAAGCGCCUUUCUCCAGGCUCAAAAGAGUAUCAGAAUGUUCAUGAAGAAGUCUUACAAGAAUAUCAAAAGAUCAAGCAGUCUAGUCCCAAUUACCAUGAAGAAAAAUACAGAUGCGAGUAUCUUCAUAACAAGCUGGCUCAUAUCAAAAGACUGAUAGGUGAAUUUGACCAACAGCAAGCAGAGGCAUGGCACUAG